AUGGGUGAAGAUGGCGUGUCCAUGUGCCACGAGCAGCACUCGACGGGGAAGAGGAAGAAGAAGAAGAAAAAGAAGAAGAAGAAGAAGAGAAAGAAAAGUGGAGAGAGCACCUCGGAUUCCAACUCAGAAUUUGUGGCAAGCCAAAGGGAUGCCGGAUACGAUCAAACGCUGUUACCAAGGAGACAGGAGGAGCUUCCUGAUAUAAUCCCUAAACAGGACAACUACAAUAAAGGGAAAGGAGCUGAGGAGAGACCUGGCGGGAGAAAGAGCUGUUCCCCGCUGCAUUCCCAGUCCCAUCCCUGCUCAGGGAAGACCAGCUCCCACUCCCGGUCCAGAGACCGGUGCCGGAGAUCCAGGACUCGCUCCUCAUCCCCGACACGGGGCCGCAGGACCCGCUCCCGCUCCCCCUGCACACCUCCGUUCAAGCGGAAGAGAGUUCCGGGACGGCGGGCCCGGACGCCCCCGUCGCCUCCGGAGGGCCAGCGGCGCCGAAGGGAGAGAACCCGGACAAACCAGGUGACCCCUGCAGAUUGCGGUGGUUCCGGCGGACCCCAGCCCAGCCCGAGACCCGAAAAGCCGGCGAAGUCCAGCCGUCUUCAGGGCGACGCCCCGGACAAGCCCCGGUCCUCCUCUAACGCGGAGUCGCCGGACCGGAAGAAGAAGAAACGGUCCUCGUCUCCAAAGAGGGACAGAGAACGAAAGUCCUCCAAAAAACGGAAGAAAUCCAAGUCGCCGAGCCGGAGGAGCAGGAGGAGGUCCAGAUCCAGGAGCCCCGCGGGGAAGAAAAGAGCGUGGUCAAGGUCCUCGGACCGCAGGUCCCGCAGGUCACGCUCCAGCAGUCGGAGGAGGGCCGUGUACAGCCAGAGGGACCGCUGGAAACGGGAGCCCAGCCACUCCCCCGUCCUCAUCCUCCGCAAGAACAGAUCUCCCUCACGGAAGGAGAGGAGCGCCAGCCCGCAGCGCAUCAGCGAGCUAGAUAAGUUCCAGUUGUUGGAGAUUGCGAAGGCCAAUGCCGCUGCGAUGUGUGUGAAGGCCGGUAUGCCGGUCCCCGACAGCCUCAGGUCCACCAUGCUCCCCCUGGUUCUGCCCAACAUGGCCAUGAACGCCGCCAUGGCCAGCAUGACUGCUGCCACGGUGACGGCGGCCUUGUCCAGCAUGGGCACCGUUUCCUCACUGCUCCCGUCGUCCUCCAAGCCCACGUCUCUCCUCGGCCAGUCCAACGCCGUUCUGGAGGAGGCCAAGAAGAAAGUGUUGAAGCAGGCGAACAGCAUCAGCAUCAAGGAGUUCACCGAUAAGUGCAAGAUGAUCGUGGCCAGCACCACGGAGCUGCAGGUGGCCGUGCCUCAUGUUUCCGACGACGAAGACGACGACGGCAAACCCUUCGGAGGAGGCGGGCCGGCCGUGCGGGAGCAGAAAGUCAUCAACUUCAACAUCGCCAACACGAGCGUUCGUCCGGGGGGACGCAGCGACGUCAGCAUGGCCAAGGAGUUCCCCGUGUCGUCGGGAUGUCAGCACCGGAAGAAGGAGGGGGAGGGCCAGGCCGCGUACGGCGAGUGGGUUCCCGUCGACAGAACCGCGGACAAAGCUGCUGCCGCCGCCGCCGCUGCAGCCGCCACCGCCCUCAGCAAGUCCCAGGCGGGCGUUUCCACCGUGAAGCCUGCGGCGCCGCCGGCUGAAACGGCAGCAGGCCCGGCCUCCCCGUGCGCCGAGCCGCCGGCGCCGGUGGCAGAGAGUGACAACGUGUUCCCCGAACCGCCACGUCAGCCAGUGGACAUCACCCAAGCCGUGACGGAGAGGAUCAACGCUCAGAAGCGAUUGGCCGAGAACCCCAACGACAUCACCGCCCUCUGCAUGCUCACCCGGGCUCAAGAGCAGGUAACGUGUGUUUGGUGGAAGGGUCAAAGGUCAGCACGGGAGGGCCUGGGGUAA
Molecule: messenger RNA, 1929 nt
Organism: Cololabis saira (Pacific saury)
Lineage: Eukaryota; Metazoa; Chordata; Actinopteri; Beloniformes; Belonidae
Product: serine/arginine repetitive matrix protein 2-like
Exons: 12
Coding region: 1-1929 (642 amino acids)
Biological process (GO): regulation of cell cycle; regulation of mRNA splicing, via spliceosome
Molecular function (GO): RNA binding
Source: RefSeq, a predicted model, not a curated record